This is a messenger RNA of Prorocentrum cordatum, 3480 nucleotides long. Lineage: Eukaryota; Dinophyceae; Prorocentrales; Prorocentraceae. The record is from the annotation of a GenBank genome assembly.
AGCGACUUCGGUUCAAGAUUCCUGCAGUUCUUGCCGGCCCACUCUCGAGUGUGGCAGCCCUCGUUUUCGGGGGCAUGGCGUUAAACGAGCCGCUGAUUGGCAGCGCGGAGCCUCCUGCUCUUCCCUCCCGCUCCUGGGAUGAGCUCUGCCCGCCGGGCCACGAGGAGGCUCCCGACACGGCGACGGAUGAGGACACUGGUGAGACAGAGUACUUGGACAAAUUCCAGGUGGACAAGGUCAACGGUUUCUGGGAGAACACGUACCGGCUUCUGUUCCCUUUUGAGGACAAGGUUGCGUGGCCCGAGGGAGAAACAAAAAUCUGUUUGACCUGUCUGAAUACAGGGCAAGGCGUUAUCGAGAAUACGAAAGUUCUCAAGGCAGAACUGGAGAGGGGAUUGAUCGCGUUUGCCUACUCGCAGACGGUCGACGAAGCACAGCGAAAGGUGCUCAAGGAGAGAUGUCGGGAGGAUCAUCACAUCGACGAAGCAGAAUUAGACAAAUUCAUGUGGGAUCGCCCAGAUGGCAUCAUUGCUUUGGUGCAGACUUGGUCCGUCAAAUAUAAUGCUGAGUUCAAGGGCAAGUUUAAAGUGCUGGAUCGAAAUCCCUCAGAGCAUCUUUUCGAGCCCCAGGCGGUGGCUGAGUUCGAAGAAUCUAUGCGCAGAAUAUUUGGAAAGGAGGCCUUGAAAAAAGUUGGAGUCAAGUUUUGCUGGGCCUCAACCUUCAACCCGUCUCCUGUCUACAUUGCUCCUGCCCAGGCGCUCCUGGGGCUGCUCAGGGAGUGCGAUCGUGUGCGGAACCGGCUGAACAUAGCUGAGGUGAUUGACGAGAAGAUCGUUGUCACUGUCAAAAAUAAGAGAGGAGUGGAGUCUACGAAAUCGUUUAGUCUCGAAAUGAACGAGGUCUAUGCCCUAUACGUGAAGCAAGGCUAUGACACGAUGGCCUGCGCAACGCCCCUCGACAAGUUCCUGCGCGAGCGCAUCCUCAACAGGCGAGGGCUUGACAAGGAAAGUCGGCGGAUACCCUCGAACCUCCUCCCGGUUUCAUUGCCUCGCUGGACCUACGACCCGCGGGUGGCAAAGCUCUUCUUUAGCGACCCGGAGUUGGUGAGGGGCACGCUGCAGAUCCCACAGCCCAUUCCAAUGAACAGCUGUGUCGGGCCUGCGCUGUGGUGGGCCCGGGCCCGCGCGCUCGUGCUGUGGACCCAGGUGAUCGCCACAACAUGGGGGCUCCUCGUUUCGGGGCAGGACCUCGCGUGGGUUUGGCCCUUUUUCUGGUGCGUCAGCGUCCCGUUCGGCCUGCUCGCAGACUUCGUCUGCAUGCGCCACUUCAUUGUGCCGUGGGUGCAGCAGGCGCACGGCUGCGUGACCCCCAUGCUGAGCCUGGUGCUCCCGGACGUCGGCAGGCACUUCGGGGUGUGGCUGCCCCUGAGCAUCACGGCCUCCGUCGUCGCGAUGAUGAGCAUCCAGUUGAACGCCACCUUCGUGGCGAGGACGUGGGAGCGGCAGUGGCUCGACGAGGCGCAGGGCCAGGCGGAGAUCAGGUUCUGGAAUGAGGUCAUGGAGAGGUCGAUGUUCGGGGGUGCACUGGACUGGACCUUCUGGACGCCGCACCGCGCUGCCCUUGGUCUCUGGCUUAUCUCCAUCUCGCAGCUCCUGGUUCCCCUGUGGAACAUCACCCGCUCGCCGAGGGACGCGGGCGGACCGUGCGACCUCACGGUCAAGUACGUCGAGGGAAAGCCCGUCGGAUGGGAAAGCCUCACGCACCGUGUUCGCUGCGGCCCCCUGUACGUCCGCAGCCCCGAGCGCCCGAUCACGCCCUUCGAGGCGCUCACGGACAUGGCCUAUGCCGGCGGCAUGGCCACGGUGGGCUGCGCGGUCUUCAGCUAUCCGCUGGCAGAGAUGUCCGAAGCCCUGAAGUUGAAGAAGGUGGGCUGGGAGCGCGACGCUUUGAAGUACCUGAUCAUGGCGCAGAAGUCGGCCUUCCUCAGACUCAUCCUCGACUUUUUGCUAAAGAAGUCACUGCAGCUGAAGAUCCAGGUGUCCAUCUACGCCAUCCACCGGUCCAUGAUGCUGCAGUGCACGCCCGACAGGAAUUCGUUCCCACGCCACGAGCUUGUUCCCAUCAUCGUGACACUCUUCACGGGGCUCGCCACCCAGAUGGAUUUGGUGCUUACUAUUCUCCGAUUGCCUCUGGCAAUGGAUUUGGAGUACUGCGUCUCAACGUGCCAGGCACGGUGGCGGAUCAAGCACAGCGUGAGGCUCUACGCAGAGGUAAAGGAGAAGUGCUUGCUCGAUGAGUACUGCGUCUCAACGUGCCAGGCACGGUGGCGGAUCAAGCACAUCGUGAGGCUCUACGCAGAGGUAAAGGAGAAGUGCUUGCUCGAUUUCAGAACGUUCUCCAUCGUAGCCAUCUUUCUGGUUGGCGUGGGGCUGAGCGGGUACACUUUGUUACAGCUCAUUAUGAUACACACCUGUGAGUCUUCACUCUGGAACCUGACCGGGUGCGUGAGCGAGGACGACGUCUGGCAAUACCUGAAUUUUUCGUGCCCGUCAUAGUGCUUGGCCGCAGGAGCCGCGCGGUGCCUGGGGUGGCCCCCGCCCAAAUGGUGGUUGGGCUCGCGUCACCGAAUCGCCGGAUCUGCAGGGCUGCGGUGCGCGAGUGGUCCUGCAGAGGGGGAAGAGGUACCGAUACCGUCACCCUUCCAUCAAUUAUUGUCUCAGACGUAUUUGCAGAGUCUCUCCGUCGUACAUCAGUCGGGUGUCGAACCGUGCAGUUCUGCAGAUCAGCCAACAGACGCCUCUGAGCCAUAGUCUUGCGCGUAGACAGAUGUUGUACAUGGGCCAUUUGGCGAGAAGACCAGACGAAGAUCCAGUCAGAAGCUCGGUGUUUGAGCCGGGCGGUCUGGUUCUCAAGAGCCUUCUUGGGAAAAGGAGAAGAGGCCGCCCGAGACAGUCUUGGGGGCCCAUGGUGCUGAAGAACUGCUUGAAUGUUGCCGGCUCCCAUGAGCGACUUGCUGAUUACUUCCGCCGAGAGGGCGGUGCAGCUCGCAGGUGGGAGCAGGCGGUCAAAGCAUGGGCGGCGUGCUGAAGGCAUCCGUUUCCGUGCACAUUUUCACCCAUUGCUCACGCGCUGUGGCCGGCGCAAGGCUUCUGUUCUGUUCUGUUCUGCUGCUUCUAAGCUGUGAAUCAUCAUGUAGUACGUCUGGCAGCACACCUGAGGAAGGGCGGCGCACGGAAAACAUGUCGAGAUCGGCUGCGCCACAAUAUCUGGGCUGUGCUUUCCUGACUUCUUGAUCGCUUUUCGCUCUUCUUUGCCUCACUUCUGUCGGCUGGCUUGGCGUGCGCCGCCCGUGCGGAGCGGAGCUGCGGGGGCGGCCGCCGUUUUGCGGAGGCAGUGCUCUGGGCGUGCUUGAGGUGAACCAACUCCUGAGAAGUUGCCGUGUGGCUGUUCGUUGGGACUUGCCCUGGGGGUUGUCUGGGG